AUGAGGGCCCUUCUUCACAUGUGCAAUCCCCAUGUCCAUGUGAGCAGCAGCAGAUGCUUCGUCCCCGUCAUGUCCCUCAUGCUCCUCGCUGCUCUUCUCGCGGCUUCCAACCUGCUGUGCACCACCUUCCCACACCCAUGGCGCGUGUUUUCUUCUCACCUUCACACAGGAUCACGACCUGGCGAGGGCGGGGGCUGCGACAUCUUCAGGGGCGACUGGGUGCCCGACCCGGACGCGCCCUACUACACCAACGACACCUGCUCGGUCAUCCACGAGCACUACGACUGCAUGAGGUUCGGCAAGCCCGACCUUGGCUUCGUCAACUGGCGGUGGCGCCCCGACGGCGACGGCUGCGACCUGCCCCGCUUCGACCCGGCCCGCUUCCUCACCCUGAUGAGGGGCAAGACCAUCGCCUUCGUCGGGGACUCCCUCGCCAGGAACCACAAGGACUCCCUCAUCUGCCUCCUCACCAGAGUCGCGGAGCCUACGACGAGCUGGCCGAGCAGCAAGCACACGGUGUACCACUACGGCGAGUACAACUUCACCGUGGCCAGCUUCUGGGCGCCGUACCUGGUCCGGCACGAGCAGAUCGACGACGACGGGCCGGCGCACACGGGCCUCUGGAACCUCCACCUCGACGAGGCGGAGGACGUGUGGGCGGCGCGCAUCCCGGAGCUCGACUACGUCGUCGUGUCGGCGUCGAGCUGGUUCUACCGCCCGUCCAUGCUGUACGAGGCCGGCCGGCUCGUCGGCUGCCACUACUGCCAGCUGCCCAACGUCACGGACCUCACGCCGCGGUACGCGCUGCGCAUGGCCACGCGGGCCGCGCUGGGGGCGUUGUCCGGCGCCGACGGCCGGUUCAGCGGCACUGCGCUGCUGCGCACCGUGGACCCAUCGCAGUACGAGGGCGGGCAGUGGAACAGCGAGAACGGUAACUGCGUGCGGACGGCGCCGUCCCGGCGCGGCGAGAAGAGGGUCGAGGGCUUCGAGCGCGACUUCCGCGAGCUGCAGCUGGAGGAAUUCGCGGCGGCGGCGGAGAGGGCAGCGGCGGGCGUCAAGGUGAAGAUGAUGCUGAUGGACACGACGGAGGCGAUGAUACUGCGCGCGGACGCGCACCCCAGCAAGUACCGCGGCUGGACGCCGGAGAAGCACUUCACCCUGUACAACGACUGCGUGCACUGGUGCCUGCCGGGGGCCAUCGACACCUGGAACGAUAUGCUGCUCCAUAUGCUCAACUCUACUGCAUAA
Messenger RNA from Triticum turgidum subsp. durum (durum wheat), 1248 nucleotides. Lineage: Eukaryota; Viridiplantae; Streptophyta; Magnoliopsida; Poales; Poaceae. The record is from the annotation of a GenBank genome assembly.